UUUUUCCUGAAGCCGAACCUGGAUUUCUAUUUCGCCCGAUAGGUCAAUGAAUUCAACGUCCAUAAAAAAUAAGGGAAAUAUACUGGAUGGUUAUGGAAUAGUGGAUAAUUAUUCUAAAUCGAUAAAUCAUCCUGUAUCUUUGUUAUAAAGACUGUAUAAGACUCAUCAAAUAUGGUAUUUCACCUUGGCGGCUACCAUUGAAAUGUUUCCCUUUACUUUUGGAACACCCUGUAUACCAAUCUAUCUGUCGUUCAUCUGAAUAUGUUAUCAUGAAGAAAAUACAAUACAUGAUCUACCACGAAUUUACCAGAUCCUCAAUAUGUUUGUAACGUCAUCAAAAAUAGAUACCGCUUGAAAAUACAAGAAAAUGUUAUGUUCAAGUCUACAAAAUUCUUAUUUACGACCUCAGUCGCUUCUGUCCAUGUUUCUUAUCGCGUCGCUCUUGUUUUGACGAUGAACCUUCUUGAUUAAAACAGUUACUCAACAUAAACUCAGUGAUUAGGUUAGCCUGCCAUCAUCUGCCAAAUACUAUAUUUAAGUGCCAAUAGUUAGGUGAUGACAUCUUCCGUUUAUGUAUUGAUUGUUAUUUUCAUAGUUAAUCUUCUCGCAACAACAGGCGACGUUACUUUAUCAUGGACUUCUCCAAUAUACCCCAAGCUCUACUCCAACGAUAGCAACAUCAACCCCUUCGGCACACCGAUAACACCAGACCAAGAUGCGUGGAUCGGAUCUCUCCUCAACGUGGGAGCCAUUUUGGGCACGAUACCAUUCGGAUUAAUAUCUAGCAGAUAUGGCCGCAAAGUUGGACUACUCGCUGUGGCGAUACCCCACAUCAUAUCAUUCAUUACCAUGGCAUUAGCGAAAAAUGUUUAUCUAUUCUACAUUGCGAGAUUUGUAGGAGGAUUAUCUGUUGGGGGUGGUUAUGUCCUCCUUCCUUUAUACAUCGCAGAAAUAUCACAAGACCACAACCGAGGAGCCAUGUCAUUGACUCUGAAUAUAUUCUGGGCCCUAGGGAAUUUUAUUCCUUACGCUAUAGGGCCGUUCAUGUCCAUUUAUUCCUUCAACAUAGUGCUGUCAGCUCUUCCCAUAGUAUUCCUAGUUUUAUUCGUUUUCUUGGGAACAGAAUCUCCAUACUUCUUGGUGAGGACAGAUAGGAUUGGUGAAGCCACAGAGACACUGAUGUUCCUGAGAUCAUCUUCUAAAGCAGAGGUUCAAGAGGAGAUAGACCAUAUCAAAACUUACAUUGAGCAAUCAGAAAAUGGAAAUAUUUUAGACUUCUUUCGACACAAGUACCUGAGGACAGCAUUCAUGAUAUGUACAAUUACAGUUAUGCUCCAGGAGUUAGGUGGAUUUUGCGCCAUCACAUAUCACUUACAGAUUAUAUUCAUUGCAGCUGGUUCUGAAUGGAAGCCUGAACUAUCAGCUCUUGUUGUUGGGUUGGUUCACUUCGUUUCCAGCUUCAUAUCGCCUUUUUUGGUUGAUAGAGUAGGUCGAAGAUUGCUAAUCAUAUGGUCUUGCCUAGGAAUGUUCGUAGCGUUGAUACUCUUAGGAGGUUUCUUUUAUAUUCAAGAUAUCGCGGAUGGUAGUACGACGUCCAUAUUCUGGGUGCCUAUCUUCAGUCUCAUAUUCUACAUAAUCUUUUUCAAUCUUGGCAUCUGCUCUGUGCCAUGGACUCUGACAUCGGAGAUGUUUCCGAAUAAUUUGAAGGAGGUUGCAGCUUCAACGAUAACAAGUAUCGCGUGGAUCACUUCUUUCAUUACAACGAAUACUUAUAACGACAUGAAUGAUUUCAUUGGGAGGCCAGGUACUUUUUGGUUUUUCGCUGCAUCGUGUUUUUGCGGUGCAAUUUUCAGUGUUGUUUAUGUCCCUGAGACGAAAGGAAAGAGUUUUAGUGAAAUUCAGCAAAUGUUGCUGACAAAUGAGAAGUCUGAUGGAGUGAAGGAUAAUGACAUGAAGCUGGAAGAUACCAACAAGAAAAAAGAACUGAGUGAAAAAUAUGGGUACACAUGUGAUUGAACAAUAUUUUAGGAUUAUGAUCAGUGUGAAAUUCACUUAUUCAAAAAACAAGAUGUCAAUAUUUUUUGUUAUCAAUUCCACUGAAGAUUCGAAGGAAAAUAUGUCCACAUCGUCUAGUCAGUUCAUCGAAGUAAAUAAUAUUCCUAUACCAUAUUUAU
Messenger RNA from Phaedon cochleariae (mustard beetle), 2174 nucleotides. NCBI's taxonomy places the organism in Eukaryota, Metazoa, Arthropoda, Insecta, Coleoptera, Chrysomelidae. The record is from the annotation of a GenBank genome assembly.